Spodoptera litura is the source of this 873-nucleotide messenger RNA. RefSeq lists its product as uncharacterized. The record is from RefSeq and is a predicted model, not a curated record. NCBI's taxonomy places the organism in Eukaryota, Metazoa, Arthropoda, Insecta, Lepidoptera, Noctuidae.
AUGAUCUUCGAAAGCGUGGACACAUUGAUGGACAGUGAUGAUGAUCAUCAUUUCGAAUUACUUCCUAGAGAUAGAAACAAGUGCACUUUAAUAGCUGACGUUAUUAUCAUACAAUGUGUCUGUGUGUGUGUUGGAGCAGCAACGAUCCUCAGUUGCGUUUGGACUCCAGAAUAUUCGACGUGGGACUUUGACAAACUGACUCGUAUCAUGUAUCUAUACGACUCCGAGGCCUGUGGGUACCAGCUCAGGAAAGCCAAGAUGAUAUCAAACUUGCAAAUCAGUAAUGACACGUUUGGCCUUGAGGUUCUUCCUAUUAGAUGGCAGCCAGCUAUCACCACUGUAUCUACUCGUCUCUCAGCUAAGACUAGGAAAUAUAUAGAAUUAAGCUUAACCUUUCACGUCAUAUGGUUCUUUCUAGCCAUUGCUUUUCGAUUCAUCAUGAAAAACAAUUCUGAUAUACGCGCUUUGAAAUUCGCUCUAGAUGUAUUCUUCUAUAGCUGUGUCAUCAUUGUCGGUUUUGACUUUUCAAUGGCAAUAGUUUACGUCACGCAUAUCAAACAGAGCUUAACUAAAGGAAUGAUACUGAGGUACAGUGGAUGGAACAUCGAUCUGAAACUAAACAACUAUGAUCACUUUGCCGGCUGGCUCCCAAUUCUAGCCUCUGUGUGUUGGUUACGGGGUAUUGUAUUCUUCAUGAUCAAUUUAUACUUCUGUAAAGUUAUCAGAAUUAUCCUAAGAAAGAUCAGGAGAAAAGAAUUCAGAAAAAAGUGGCCUGUCGAUCAGUAUAAUCCGUUCCCCGAACCACAACAACUUCAAUUUGUUGACAAUUCAAUCCUAGUCUACAGAUUGGGGGAGCGAAAGCCUCAAAUUUAA